This is a messenger RNA of Bufo bufo (common toad), 383 nucleotides long. RefSeq names its product histone H2B 1.1. The record is from RefSeq and is a predicted model, not a curated record. Gene Ontology annotation, cellular component: nucleosome. Bases 3 to 383 code for a protein of 126 amino acids. NCBI's taxonomy places the organism in Eukaryota, Metazoa, Chordata, Amphibia, Anura, Bufonidae. The transcript has a single exon. Gene Ontology annotation, molecular function: DNA binding; protein heterodimerization activity; structural constituent of chromatin.
GAAUGCCCGAGCCAGCCAAGUCCGCCCCAGCGCCCAAGAAGGGCUCCAAGAAAGCCGUCACCAAGGUCCAGAAGAAGGACGGCAAGAAGCGGAGGAAGAGCAGGAAGGAGAGCUAUGCCAUCUACGUCUACAAGGUGCUGAAGCAGGUCCACCCCGACACCGGCAUCUCCUCCAAGGCCAUGGGCAUCAUGAACUCCUUCGUCAACGACAUCUUCGAGCGCAUCGCAGGGGAAGCCUCCCGCCUGGCUCACUACAACAAGCGCUCCACCAUCACCUCCCGGGAGAUCCAGACCGCCGUGCGCCUGCUGCUGCCCGGAGAGCUGGCCAAGCACGCCGUCUCCGAGGGCACCAAGGCCGUCACCAAGUACACCAGCGCCAAGUGA